UAAACAUGGCGGACGAAAUGGACACGAUUGGAUGCUGAGGAAUCUGUAAAGCGGACGACAGGAAAUGAGGCUUUUCGAUCUGUCUCGCUUGAGAAAAUUAGCAUUUCUUUUGUUCGUCAUCAUUUUGAUCACUAAAUAUGCUGCCCUACCGAUAUUUAGAGCUCUCAGGAGGUAUGUUAUGUAAUGAUUAUAACUGUUUUUGAUUUCCUAGUAACGGAAUGUUUUUCCAUUGGAUCUGUUUCUCUAAUCUUUUGAUUAGAUUUGGUAGGGUACAAACUUUUUUUUACUAGAUUUCCUUAUAUACUUCAUUUUGCACGCAGUUCUUGACUUAAAAAAAUGGUAAAACUACAGAUUGCCGUUGAAAAUAUGGCUUUGUCUUUUUUGUUGUCCAGUUUUUUUUCCCACUUCCCUUAUUUUUUUGCAAUCAUUUGGCUUAUUUUUUCGAAAUAGGGAUCGGUAAAACUUGAAGAUUCGGAUAGACUGGUUUCUUUGUCCUCCUUAUACGGGUGGUUUCUCUUACUAACAAUACUUGAUUUUAUUUUUUCUAGCAAUAAGUGCCACUCUGUCAAAAGAAUUUUGUUUUUGAAAACACACAAGACAGGAGGAAGCUCUGUAGCAAACAUCUUAUUCAGAUUUGCUAGAAGAGAGGAUUUAAGAGUGGCCUUACCAAGGAGUCAAAUUUUCUCUUUUUAUUGGCCCUGGAGUUUUCAAGUGAAUUUUGUAGACAAUUUACCAAGUGAGAAGCCAGAUAUAUUGUGUAGUCAUGCAAGGCAAGUGAAAUAAUUUUUAUCUUAUAGGGGGCCAGUUCGCAGGGUAUGAUAAGAUUAAGUAGGGGUGCUGCAACUUUGCCCAUUUCUAUUUCUCAAGUCAUAUUGCUUAGGUGUAGAAAUCUAAAAAAUUGCUUGGUGUACCCAAGAUCUUGAGGAGUUCUACCAUACUGUUUUUUGUUUUACUACUGUUUUAACCAUUUACAUCUUAACAUCAGUACGCAUAUUCUCCACACUUUUCUGUACACAUUCCUGAGGUGUUGACAGGAAGAAUGUUGAAAAAUCAAGAGGUUCUUUAGCUGGUGAUCACUUCCUUUAUUCUUGUGACCUCAAUGUUUGAUUCAGUGGUGAUAUUGUAAGGAGAAAUUAGCCGCUUGUCACUCUCAGGAAUUAAGGGUUAAUAAUCAUCCUUUUAGGUUGGGACCAUUUCUAGUUUUGAUUUACCACCCAGUUCUUACAAAUAAAAAUUACCUUUUUUCUUCUAUUUUCUUUUCAGAUAUAACCAAACCUCCAUGAGGCUAUUGAUGCCCCCUGACACAAAGUUCUUUACUAUCCUUCGACAUCCCAUUUCAAGAUUUGAAUCAGCAUUUCUUUUUGAAGAUAUCCCAGCCUUGCUUGGUUUCUCUAGCUCUUCAAAUCCUUUCUAUCAAAUUUUACACAGACUUGAUAGAUACAAGUCCAAUAUAAACACUAUGUACACCCUAAGAAAUGGCAUGAGUUUUGAUCUUGGACUUGAACCUGAGGACUUUGAAAACACUCAAGUUAUUAGAAACUUCAUCUCCUCAGUUGAGAGAGAUUUUGAUCUGGUGUUACUUCUAGAAUAUUUUGAUGAGUCUUUGGUAUUACUGAAGCACCACUUUUGUUGGAGUUUAGAGGAUGUGUUAUAUCUGAGACACAAUGCGAGGGUACGUUCCUUUAAGAAACACCACAUACCCAAGCAGUUUAGAGAUAGAUUUUUGCAAUGGAACAAAGCUGAUGUCUUUCUUUACCAACACUUUAAUAGAACAUUUUGGAAAAAAGUUGACUCUCAAGGUGAAAACUUCUGGCAUGAAGUACACCUCUUGAGAAAGAGGUCUUUGGAGAUGAAAGAAGAAUGCCUUGUCCCUGGGGAGCACAGAGAUAAAAAAUCACAAACAGUUUCAAAAUUAGUGCUAAAUCCAAACAUUGGCAAAAGAAACCAAGAGCUUUGUGAAGAUCUGAUAAAAGAUGAAGAAUCAUAUCUGAAUUUUUUCAGGGGUAAACAAUUACAGAGGUAAUGAAAAUUAUAUUUAUCUGAGAUCUAAUACUAUGAUAUAUCUGAAUUUUGUACACAUUUCAUGAGGUUGAACAUGCAUUGAUGCUAUGAAUUUAUCAAUUAAUGAGGC
This is a messenger RNA of Pocillopora meandrina, 2131 nucleotides long. NCBI's taxonomy places the organism in Eukaryota, Metazoa, Cnidaria, Anthozoa, Scleractinia, Pocilloporidae. The record is from the annotation of a GenBank genome assembly.